Heterocephalus glaber (naked mole-rat) is the source of this 3889-nucleotide messenger RNA. RefSeq names its product RAB31, member RAS oncogene family (gene Rab31). The record is from RefSeq and is a predicted model, not a curated record. Lineage: Eukaryota; Metazoa; Chordata; Mammalia; Rodentia; Bathyergidae. Gene Ontology annotation, molecular function: GTPase activity; GTP binding.
AGCCCGCGCCACGUGACCACGGGGCCCAGAAAUAGCGCGGUUCCGCCCGCCCCCGGCCUACUGGGGCCAGACUGGGACGCGGCGCCGGGGAUGCUGCGGAGCCCGGCCGGGCAGGAUGGCGAUCCGCGAGCUCAAAGUGUGCCUGCUCGGGGACACCGGGGUUGGAAAGUCGAGCAUCGUGUGUCGCUUUGUCCAGGACCAUUUUGACCACAACAUCAGCCCUACCAUCGGGGCCUCUUUCAUGACCAAAACUGUACCUUGUGGAAACGAGCUUCACAAAUUCCUCAUCUGGGACACCGCUGGGCAGGAGCGGUUUCACUCGCUGGCUCCCAUGUACUAUCGAGGAUCUGCAGCAGCCGUCAUAGUCUACGACAUUACCAAACAGGAUUCGUUUCAUACCUUGAAGAAAUGGGUCAAAGAAUUGAAAGAGCAUGGCCCAGAGAACAUCGUGAUGGCCAUUGCUGGGAACAAGUGCGACCUCUCUGACAUUAGGGAGGUUCCCCUGAAGGACGCGAAGGACUAUGCCGAAUCCAUAGGCGCCGUCGUGGUGGAGACCAGUGCCAAGCAUGCUAUUAACAUCGAGGAGCUCUUCCAAGGGAUCAGUCGCCAGAUCCCGCCCUUGGACCCCCUCGAGAAGGGCAACAACGGAGCCAUCUGCAUGCACGGCGGGAAGCCACCCGCGCAGGCCCGGCGGUGCUGCUGACGGGCCUCCAGGUGCUGCGCUGCCUGCAGGAGCCACACCCCAAGCUCCGGAAGCGAGGCACAGGCCUUGCCCCCGAGGCUGCAGGAAGCGGGCAGGAAGUGUCCCUGAGAGGAAGUUGAGAAAACUCUGGGAAAACCACACCGCUGCUGUGUGACCUUUGGGGGUUGUGCUUACUGGGUAGCAGGUGCAGUCGCCCUUUUUGCUGAGAGCAUUAGAACAUGGUUGGAUCUGUCCACAAGUCUUAAGUACUGUUUUCCUCUGAGUCCUGUGUCACCUGCUCAGAUUCCAGGCUGUGCCUGACCUGACCUGACCAGCCUUCACCAAAAGGCGAAUUUAAUAUAGAAGGAUAGAUUUUCGCUGGUUUGAGAAAUAAGCUUUUAUUUAUUACUGUUCUGAGGGAAGUCAGAGAAGUGUAACUGGACCACCAUUCGAGCUGAGGCUUGUACUGCUGUGGAAGAGGAGGAAAAAAAAGUCGGAAAAACUAUCAUUUGCAGGCCUUUUAAUUUAAUCGGUGAUUUUUUUUCCUAAAUUUUGAUCAGAUAUAAACAAACAGAUCCAAUCAGACUACAAUACAGCACAUGACCUUAGGACCAGGAGCACCAGUUAAAUAGUCACUAUGUAGGGAGGGUAGCGGAAGGGUGUAAACUUUCAGAGGCCAUGCGGUACACAUCACCCACAUGGGAAUAAAUUCCUACUGUCGUAGAGAUGGUCAGUGCAUGCAGUAUUAUGUUACUAAGAAUAUGCCGUGGUGUCAUAUCUGGGGAAAAAGUUAGCCAGAGAAUGCUUCGAGUCUAAAUUCUAAUUGGUAUAAUAACUAAUCAUAGGUUAUAGGAAAGCCAGCCAGAGGAAGUAUUACCACCCUAAAAUUCAAAGCCCAGAGGAACUGUGAAAUUGGGGACAGCAUUUUCAGUGUUGUCAGGCCCGGGGACAGUCAUAGAGCCAAGCAGAGGGCUGCCUGUGGGCUGCCAGAGGCCUGAUGGUAGGCUCCAAGGGAGGCUUUCCCAUUCCGAUUCCCUAUCUGCUCAGCCACCGACAUCUAAAUCCCAAGGGGAGAAAAGAAAGUGUAGAAAGGAAGAGAAGUCAUUUCCACCAAAAGUGCAAAUCCCGUCACCAGUCCGGCUUUCAUAAGAACUUGGGAUCAAGAAGGAGCCAGGCUUUGUCUGGGCCGGCACGGCCUCAUCGGCAGGGCAUGGCGCAGUGUGUCUGCAAGGGCCAGGUGUGGCCUUGUUUGCCAUGGAUGUUCUGGGGCCAGCGAGGCGUGGAGAGCCCACCAUGUGAAGGAAGGAGGCCACAGGCUGGUCCAAGGCCUUGAGCUGUCUGUGGCUCAGUAUGACUCACAGAGCUGGAGUCACAGGGACCGGUGCUGCCCAGCUCUCCUGGGCAGGAGACGAAGUCAUAGCACUAAGGAAGGAAGGGGGCCGGAGGCCUUUUCUCUAUGUUGAUGGUAACAGGAGAGCGGGGCCAUGUUCUCAGCACAUAGCUGUUCUUCAACUCGAAGAUGUGCUGUCAAUUUGAGUUCUUACUGGUUUGCCCAACUUUGGAGAGAUGAUCGACAGCCUUAGAAUACGGAGGCCAGAAAACACUUAUUUUGGUUUUAAGAGUGUCACUUGGUUCUCCCAGGCAGGCACCCCAAAACCAGCUAGCAAGUGGCAUUGGAUGUCUUGGCAGGCCCUCUGCAGGGAUUGCUGGAGUUCUUUCCCACAUUGCCAGCGUUCCUGCCUGGCGUGCUUCUGCUGCAGGCCAAGAAAUGAUCAUACCUCUUGCCAGAGGCGCAAAAUCAAAUUGAACAUUGAAGCGACCUCCUUACAGGUGACAUACAGGCCUGUUUCUGCCUUUCCUCGUGCAGCUUUCCUUGAGCACCUGGAUUGCUCUCCAACCAGCAGCUCAGGUUUCCGAGCUAAGGUAGCUCACACCCCAGCUGAGAGUGUGGCAGCUUUGAUGGUGUUGGCAGUGGCUGUAUUUGGCAUCAAAUGUCCAGUCGUAACUACAUGUAGGGAAUCUACCCACUAAUGAGCCCCUGGUUUUUUUCAGAAGCACAUGAAGGGGUGAACCACUGUCUUACCAUUCUGUAUUGCCUUAGCUAUGGAAGCCAAUCAGAAGGCCAAAUAUGUAUAUAAUUUCCACUCAGAGCAACUGGCAAAGACAGCAGGUGGCACUUGGGCACACGAGUCUUUAUGUAGACGUUGAAUCUCCUCUGAUGACAGCUUGGGGCUUGUCCGUGAUGAGGCCUUCCCACCCUUCCUUACUUUGACUUGGAAUUACUUUCUGGCUAUUCCGAUCAUUGGUCCACAGCCACUUAACACUGUGUAAUGCCUGGAAAUUACCAUUGUUCAAAAAUGUCAAGUAUUUUCAUGGAAUGUGGCACCCUUGGCAUCAUUUUCCCAGACCUGGCCCUUCUCCCCUUUUCUGUCAUUUGCAGAUGUGUGUGUACAUGUGUAAAUAUGAUCCUCUGCUGGUUACGCUGACAUGUAAUCCAUUUCAAACUGGCUGGGUUUGGCUCAUGGCCACUUUCUGUAGGAAGAGCAUGGGUUCUCAGAGGGACUGCUUCCCAGUGAAAUCUAGAACUGGGGGUGAAUUGUGUAAACAUUUUACAUAGGUACAGUAUUGACUUGCUGUUUCAUGGCUUGAAAUGGCACAUUAGGGUGCUGACUAUGACGUUGCCUUGUAGACUAACAGGUUGAAGACCUAGAGCUAAGUUCUGUCCUAUAAUAUGGGCUGUGCCCCAGUGGAAACUAGUGCCUUUAGUGAGGGAGGUUUGGAUGACAAGAUAUAGCCUUUAUGAUUGAGGACCAAAGGCUGUGGUGGCUGAGCAGAGCGCUUGUGUGUGGGCUUCCCCCUCACUGCUUUGGCACACCUGGCAAGUGUGUGAUGAGCAAGCUCUUCAAACGAAGGGCUCAGGGCUGCACUCACACCUCAGAGGUAUCUAGAUUACCCUUCACUGCCAUCCAGUGAUCCGAUGGCAGUGCUCUGUGUGCAGACUGCCAACUCUCCUGGUGUUCUGUAAAGGGCUUCCGUCUGGGCUGGACCCAGUUCUUGUAUCUAGAAGAUACCACUGCAGGCACCCAGGACUUUUGUAUAUUGUAUUCUAUUCUAUAGUAAAACAUUUCCCUCAGCAGUGACCAUUUGUAUCUAUUGUUUUUGUUUUAACACACACGGAUUCAUACUAAUAAAUAUUUUAAGUUUUAA